UGACCAGUUGGCUCAUGUCUGCCUAUUUGGAUGGAAAGAGUAAAGGCAAGAAGGCUAAAUAGCAAAUCUACUAGUAUUAAACUACCGAAACUGCGCGCCGGCAGUAUUUCUAUUUCGAACAUUUGAGCUUCUUUCCUCGUAGUACUACACUGUGAGGCCUUUUAUAAAGCGACAUAGCCGCAUCUCCAAAAUGGGACGCGGCCGCCGAAAAUGUUUUUUCGCACGACCGGCCAGCACCGCAGUGGCAAUUUUCAUCGCGACGUCGGCCUUGUCUACUUGGGCACCGACGUUCUUUUCGAUGAGUGGCCUAGGGCCUGUUGCCGCCUUGCGAGAACAUGAACAGUUCGUGGAGGAGGAGUUUAGUACGGAGGCCGCAGCCGCAGCAGAGCAUUUGCAGGACCAGCAUCGUCAUCAGUUGUCGAGUGGAAAUCACCUCCGGGCCGCGGGGGCGGUCGGCGGAUUCACAUCAUCUAGCACCAGUUCAUCGAUCUCCGAAAAUAAAGCUCAACAAGAUAUUCCUAUUCGCCACCUCCACGCACUGACCUUGACGCCCGAUGGGAGAUCUUCUACUUCGAGUUCGUUCCUCGCAACUGAAGCAGAAAAUGAGAAUGAGCAAAACGACGGAAAUUUACUGUCAGCUACUUCCGACAAUGGUGGCUCGAAGUUCGAGGAGCAGGUGGGCGAUGACCAUGAGCAUCACGAGCACGACAAGCCAAGAAGCUCUACUAGCCCAUCUUUACCAUCCUGGGUCAAGGACACUGCGAAGGACACGGUGGAGUCGGCGAUUCAAAAAAAGUAUAAUUUUUUAAUCGAGGUUCUCGUUGUCUCUUCAUCUUCUGUUUCUACAAUUGAAAUUGAAGUCAACCUCGAGGUCGAGUCACAGAUGGAGUCCACCAGAAAAGUUGGAACGAAGUUCGUUUUUUAACAGAGGGCGACAAACCACGAAAAUGAAUAAACAGCAAACUCGUCAUGUUUUCCAAGGCCUGGUGUCCGUACUGCAAGAAAGCGAAAAAGGCUUUGCAAAACGCCCUGAAAGAAGCCGGAUCGCAUACGCAGCUGACGGUCAUUGAGCUCGAGGACGAAAACCAUCAGUCCCCGCUGCUCGUCGGCACGUCGUCCACAACAAAAUUUUCCGCUUCCGACGUCCAGAGCGAGCUUCAGAGCCUCGUCGGGUCGCGAACCGUGCCCAAAGUUUUUCUGGAUGGCCGGUUUCUCGGGGGCGGUGACGAAAUAGUGGCGAUGUACACGAGCGGCGCGUUGAAACACUUUCUGCAAGACAACGGUGGAUAUCAAGUGCAAAUCCAAAUAUGUCUGGGUCUGGACAAUAAAUGCCAUGUUUGUCAUGCAUAUUUUACAUGACCCAUGGUGUGUCUGUGUUGCAUCCCCUAGCAUCACAAAUUCUGCGAGGGUUUUCUGAUGCUCAUACCGUAUGAGAAAUGCCUUCUCCGCGUAGCAAAAACUGGAGCAUUUUUGCUGUUCAUGCAAGACAGAUUUCAUGUAAGGCCCGAAGGUGGGAUGACAAGUUGCCUCCUUCCAGACCACCCAAACACAUUUGCUGCAAUCGAUAGUGGACUGCUGAAGGGAACCGCAACGGAGACGAUCGACUCCGUGAUUCGGGAAAAGUACUGCACAAUUUUCUUUUUUUUCAUGCUCUAGCUGUAGGAAGUACUUUGAGGUGAUAUUAAGUUUUCUGAAAAAACAUCUUCAUCACGUCCGCUUGUCUUGCUUCAACUGUUCUAUCUUACGACUCGAUAGCUCAACCAGAAAGGAAGACGCGCACGCGCGACGUGGUCGACAUCAUGAUUAUCCGAUGAAAGAGAAAGUAAGUACUUAACUCGUUUCAUCAUCAAGCACUGGUGAUCUACUACUAUUCCAAAACUACAGCAACCUGGUGCUGUUUUCCAUGGGUUGGUGUCCGUUUUGCCAGAGGGCGAAGGAGGUUCUCCGUGGGAGCGUGUUGCACGGGGACAUUCCGUAUGAUUUGCAAAAGUAUCGUACUCGUAUAAAUGCAUGACAAAUUCCCUCAGCAUGAGAAAUAGAGUUUGUAAAUGCGGAUUUAGCUUAAGAACAGUAAUGCAUAUUUGCAAUUACUACGAGUGCGAUACUUUUGCACGGGGACAUUCCGAAGUUGGUGGUGAUCGACAUACAGGACAAAGACUCGAAAUCCCUGGUUGAACCCCUGGACGUGAACGAUUUCAUGAACUACCUGGCAGAAAUUACCGGCAGGGGAACGAAUGUGCCGAAAGUUUUCCUCGACGGCCACUUGCUAAAGGGCGAGCAGUAUGGUACUCGGCAAAAGUUGUACGUAGUAUCGCAGGUCGUGUAUAAUGGUAAUGCAUGCAACUACAGAGAAGUCGUCUUGCAGGACCUCAAAGACGUCGAAGAUGCCCCCAGCUCGACGAAAAAUAUCAAAUAAGGCUCUUCGUCGGGGGUGAAAAUGAAUAUUCCAACAGUGCCUGCAUAGCAUGCGAUACAAGACGAGCUUUUGCGAUGCAUAUGAUCGACGAAGUCAGCGUGGACAAGUUGGACAAAACUGGAGAGCUGAAAGAUAUUUUGAGAAGCAGUGAGUGUCAAACGUGCAACGACGACAAAUAACAAAGCGAACAAACGUAUGCUGAAGAAUGGCAGGAGGACAGUGUGGUCUUCACCUUCAGUGGUGAUCAUCAUAAUAAAUAAUUCG
Amoebophrya sp. A120 is the source of this 2680-nucleotide messenger RNA. Lineage: Eukaryota; Dinophyceae; Syndiniales; Amoebophryaceae. The record is from the annotation of a GenBank genome assembly.